UUGAACGCGUAGAAAAAGCGCUCCAGCUGACUGUUGCAAAAAACAAUAUAACGAAACUAACAUUAAUUAAUAUAGAUAUCACAGUUAAACAUGUAGUAGGCACAUCCCUCGGUGGCUGAUCGGACGCAAGAUAGCUUUUGAAACUAUUACAGCUAGGCUAGCUUCUCCAGGUAACAAACAUUAGCUUGUGAUCUUUGUAGUGUUUAGCUUAUUUACAUAACAGCUAACCUGACGUUGCUGUGGUUAAUGUUAGCUGAUUAAAAGUUCUAGAUCCUACAAGUAAUGGACCGACCACCGAGGAAGACUAAGGUCGUGAAUUACUCUGAAGCAAAAGACUUUGACGAUGAUGACGAUUUUGUCUGCGUGAAGGCUCCGCCCAGCAAAAGGGCCAGGGAAGAUGUGAAACAGGAGCACAGUAAAUCAUCGAGCAUGUCCUCCAAUCAGGAGUCCAACUCACAAUCCGCAACGAGCCAGAAGAGCAGAAGACCAUUAGAAAGAGAACUAGAAGCAGCCAUUACGCUAUCCUUGCUCAAUAAUGGAGAUGGGAUAAAGGACCAGUCUUCAACCCGUAACGAUGUCACGAUUCAAGUUCCGGUAGAUGAAAACACAGAUCCAACUUCUGCGCACCUGUCCAACUGCAGUGUGGAUUUGACAGUUUUGGGCCUGGAUGAAAUCACAUCAGAAAAAGAGUCGCCUUCCCGUUCCAGACAAAGAAAAGCUGCCAGCAGAGCCGCUGAGGAGCAGAAGAACAAGCCUACGGAUGAAGAUGAAGACUAUGAGCCCAAACUGACACCAGAUUCAGAAAGUGAUGAAGAUUUCAGUGAACCAGCCGAGAGUGAAGAUGAGGAAUUCACAGUGAAGAAAGUCGGCAAAACAAAAAAGAAGGAAAAAGUUACCAAGAACGAGAAGAACAAACCGCCUCCUUCCUCUAAAGAAAAGCAAGCAUCAAAACCAUCAAAGUCUAAAUCACAGGCAGCAGCAGCUUCCACACCGGUGAGAAGUCCUCCAGCGGCCAAACUUGCACCCAAAAAACCUGCUUCAUCAUCCACAGUUUCUUCGCAGACACCUGUAUUACCCCUGAGCCCAGCAGGGGGCAGAAUACCCAAGUGGAACCCACCAGCUCAAGUUGGUAGGAGUCCCAGUUCAUCCAGUCCAGCUGUGAAGUCUCCAGGUCAGGGUCUGCGCCUCGGGCUGUCCCGUCUCGUUCGAGUCAAACCUCUUCACCCCGGUGUUUCGAGUCACUGACCUGUCUGUUGAUGCCCCUGCAUGUGUCAGUUUGUGUUGUCCUUUUAGCUUUAUUUAAGAAAAAAUAAAUAAAAAAGAUAUUUGUAAAUAUUCAAUUCUGUUUUCACAGCUAUACAUAUAAAGUGACUCCAAGGAUGUAUUUUUCCAUGAGGCCACUUGCACCUCGCACCAUACAUUGUUAACAGGCCGAAGAGCUGGUGGCUAUAAUUACUUAUUAAUGUUAAUUGUAAUAACAGUACAGCAGUUGUGUCUGUAGAUUUCUUUGAUGAUUCCAAUGGGAGUUCAUUAAACUGUUGUUGGUAUUACUUGAAUGUGGAAAAAUCAUCCCUUUUUUUUAAAGUCUCAUAAUCUCCCU
Molecule: messenger RNA, 1600 nt
Organism: Anarrhichthys ocellatus (wolf-eel)
Lineage: Eukaryota; Metazoa; Chordata; Actinopteri; Perciformes; Anarhichadidae
Gene: rad51ap1
Product: RAD51 associated protein 1
Exons: 9
Coding region: 283-1245 (320 amino acids)
Biological process (GO): double-strand break repair via homologous recombination; interstrand cross-link repair
Molecular function (GO): single-stranded DNA binding; double-stranded DNA binding
Source: RefSeq, a predicted model, not a curated record